AUGCCAAGAAGUACACGAAACUCUAAAUCGACAGCAGCACACGUAGCGGCCGCUAAUGGCACUGCAGGCGGCAAGACAGAAUCGCUUCUGCACAGAGCCAACAACGCAGACGAAAAUGUCUUCCUCUUCGUGCCCAACUUGAUAGGUUACGCUCGUGUUAUUCUGGCUGCUCUUUCGCUCUACUUUAUGAAGGGCAAUCCCAAGGUCUGCACCCUCCUCUACGGUGUCUCUUGUCUUCUCGAUGCCUUUGAUGGUAUGGCUGCCAGAGCAUUGGGUCAAUCGACAAAGUUCGGAGCGGUGCUCGACAUGGUCACCGAUCGCUGCACGACCGCAUGCUUGCUUUGCUUCCUCACCGCCGCCUACCCACGAUGCGCCGUCAUCUUCCAAGGCCUUAUCACGCUCGACUUUAGCUCGCACUACAUCCACAUGUACAGCUCGCUUGUCACUGGAUCGGCAUCGCACAAGAUUGUCACGUCGGACGUGUCCAAAAUCCUGUGGUACUACUACAACGACAGCAGGACGCUCUUCAUGUUUUGUGCAGGCAACGAGCUGUUCUUUGUCUGCUUGUACCUGAUGGACUUCUAUAAGAGGCCGUUUGGACUCGACAUUGAGCCUCUGCUCUUCCUCGUCCCCUCAGCGCUCAAGGCUUCUCCGUGGAUGGCGUUCAUCAUCAAAGAGACUCCCAAGCUCAGCUGGCCGCAGAUCGUAGGUGCAAUCACUUUCCCAAUUUGCGCUGCUAAGCAGAUCAUCAACUGUGUCCAGUUUUGGAAGGCGGCUAAAGUGCUCGUGGGCAAGGAUCUCGAGGAGCGACAGAAGGCCCGCAGCAAGGCGCUCUAA
Messenger RNA from Mycosarcoma maydis (corn smut), 837 nucleotides. Its product is annotated as CDP-diacylglycerol--inositol 3-phosphatidyltransferase. Gene Ontology annotation, biological process: phosphatidylinositol biosynthetic process. The record is from RefSeq and is a predicted model, not a curated record. NCBI's taxonomy places the organism in Eukaryota, Fungi, Basidiomycota, Ustilaginomycetes, Ustilaginales. Gene Ontology annotation, molecular function: CDP-diacylglycerol-inositol 3-phosphatidyltransferase activity. Gene Ontology annotation, cellular component: Golgi apparatus; membrane. Bases 1 to 837 code for a protein of 278 amino acids. The transcript has a single exon.